UUAAUGAAACCUAAGUAUAGGAAAAAUUCACGCUUACGCAACCCGAAAAUCUCCAUCGUUUAAAAAAAAAAACAUUAAAAAAGUCCUAAGGGUUCAGUAAUAAAUGAAACAAUAAUUUUGGCGCCUUAAAAUCGUGUCAUCAGCUUUGACAGAUUUUUUCAAUUUACGGGUUUCAGAAAUGGAAUAAAACUUUCAACAAAUAAUAUUCUUGAAGGAAAUUCUUUCCUCUUUCAAUCUGAUAUUUGAGUUUAUUAUUUCUCCUUAGAGGAGUUACUGAAAAAUCAAUUUGAUUAACGACACCUAUUCUUGAGGCAAAAUGGCCUGGCAACGUUGGGGCAGUUUGCGGGUAUAAAAUCUCUGUCGUCUAAUGUCAAAAUGGUGAGUCUUAAAAAGUCUGUCAAUUUUUGUUAAAGAUGGUUAGGCAUUACAUUAGAAAAACUGAACGUUGUAUGUAUCCAGAUGGUUACAUUUUGAAAGCUGUUAAGAAAGUUGUUGCUGAGAAACAAAAAGUAUGUGAUGUUUCCAAAGCAACCUCCAUCCCAAAAAGAUCUAUACUGAGAUAUGUCAAAAAUUUCUUGGCUGCUGGAAUUCAAGAUGAAGCUGAAGCAACUACAAGCAUUGGGGGUUACCAAAAACCUCGUAAGGUUUUCAGCAGCGAACAAGAAAGCAAUCUUAGCAGUUACGUCAAAAGGGCCAGUGACAUUUAUCAUGGAAUCACUACCACAGACAUGAGAAGAUUGGCUUAUCAGUACGCUACCCAAGAAAAAUGUAUUGUCCCUCUUUCUUGGUCGGUCAAGAAGGAAGCUGGAAGAGACUGGCUAUCUGGUUUCAUGCGAAGACAUCAAGACCUUUCAAUCAGAAAACCACAGGCAACAUCUCUAAGCAGAGCUACCAGCUUCAACAAGCAUAACGUUGAUUCCUUCUUUGACAAUGUUGAGGUCAUAAGGUCUAGAGGCAUUCCACCUUCUCGUUGGUUUAAUGCUGACGAGUCUGGCUUUACCACAGUUCAUGCACCUGAUGGAAUUAUUGCUCGAAAAGGAAGAAAACAAAUUGGUUCCAUAACUUCAGGUGAGAGAGGCACACUGGUUACAGUCUGCCUUGCAGUAUCUGCCACAGGAACGUCUAUUCCACCAUAUUUUGUCUUUCCACGAGUUCAUUUUAAGGAAUAUUUCCUCAAUGGUGCCCCUCUUGGUUCUGUUGGAUCAGCCAAUAAGUCUGGCUGGAUGUCAGACAAAGAUUUUGUUUUGUUCAUGAAACAUUUCAUACAAAACGUUCGGCCUUCGAAAGAGAACGAAGUUGUUUUAUUUCUCGACAACCACUCCUCUCAUCUGUCGAUCGAGGUAUUAAAUUUGGCGAAAGACAACGGAGUGGUCAUGAUAACUUUCCCUCCGCAUUGUUCUCAUAAGCUUCAACCCCUUGACAGAAGUGUGUUUGGUCCAUUUAAAAGAUACUACAAUUCGUAUUGCAGUUCAUGGAUGAAGGACCAUCCAGGAAAACCUAUGAGCAUACACAACAUCGCAGAGCUGGUUGGAUUAGCCUUCCCGCUUGCAACAACACCAGCAAACAUCACGUCUGGGUUUAGAGUGGCCGGGCUAGUCCCAUUUAAUAGAUUUAUCUUCGAUGGUGACGUCGACUUUGCUCCAUCUUUCGUCACGGAUCGUCCUUUUAAUUCAUCACCAGUCCCUCCUAUUGAUGACUUCAUAGAAAUCCCAGCAUCCAACGAUAACAUCGUCGAAGAAGGCCAAACUCCCGUUCCAGUCCAAAAAGACCAAACUCCCGUUCCAGAGAACCACAUCGAGGCCAAUGUUUCAACUACAAUUCUACCCGACUUGGACAACAUUGUGGUUAUUUUCGAAGAAGAUCCUUUGGCGACAGUUGAAAACGUUAAUAUUUCACUAGAUGUUCAAAACGGAGAGACAUUUGACCUGAGAGGUGUUCUCGAGGAGGAUUCCAAUAGAAAUCCAGUGGAAAUUAUGAGACCCUACCCUAAAGCUGGACCGAGGAAAGGAAGCAGCACCGGCCGAAAACGAAGCACUGCCAUCCUAACUGACACACCUGUUAAGGCCCAGCUGGAGAAGGAGAAGAUGGCCACUGAUGCGAAGAAAAACAAAGUCAAAAGGCUUUGGCUUGGCAAAGUCAGAAGAAAGUUAAAUCCAACACCAGUGAAAAAAACUGCCAGAAAGUCAAGAAGAGCAAACCAAGAAAACAACAACCCAACCAUUCCAGUGCAAAAUUUACCCAGACCCUCUUCCAGUGCUCAAAAUUUACCCAGACCCUCUUCCAGUGCUCAAAAUGGAUUAACUGAUUCUUGUUUCUGUAUUAUGUGUCAAGAGAGUUUCUCUGAAAGCAGGCCCGGUGAAAAAUGGGUGCAAUGUGUGAAAUGUUUGUUGUGGGCCCACGAAAACUGUGUGACCAAGAGUAAGCGGUUUUUAUGUUUCGAUUGUUCUUAGUUUUGUUGAUGAAUGGCCAAUUUAAUUUGUGAUUUUCAAUUUACUGAUGUAUCGUUAACAUUUCCACAAAGAAUAUACUUUUGAAUCUUAA
Messenger RNA from Daphnia magna, 2541 nucleotides. RefSeq lists its product as uncharacterized. Gene Ontology annotation, cellular component: nucleus. The transcript has 5 exons. NCBI's taxonomy places the organism in Eukaryota, Metazoa, Arthropoda, Branchiopoda, Diplostraca, Daphniidae. Gene Ontology annotation, molecular function: DNA binding. The coding region runs from base 414 to 2450 and encodes 678 amino acids. The record is from RefSeq and is a predicted model, not a curated record.